Oncorhynchus masou masou (cherry salmon) is the source of this 11146-nucleotide messenger RNA. RefSeq names its product dachsous cadherin-related 2 (gene dchs2). Lineage: Eukaryota; Metazoa; Chordata; Actinopteri; Salmoniformes; Salmonidae. The record is from RefSeq and is a predicted model, not a curated record. Gene Ontology annotation, cellular component: plasma membrane. Gene Ontology annotation, biological process: homophilic cell-cell adhesion. Gene Ontology annotation, molecular function: calcium ion binding.
UUGCCCGUAGUACCAGCGUGGUUUCAGUGUGUAUUCUUACCCGACGGAUUUCGGGGCAUUAAUAUUUUUCCAAUAUUAUAAAUAUUUCGAGGGACUUAAUCAUAUUACGUUAAAUAAACUGUGUAACCAUGUUUUACAUGUUGAAGAGUGAACUAUCCUCUAACCGAGCGCAAGGAUGUGUUGUUACUUGUCCUCAUUUCGAGUGUCUGUCUGAAACGUGAGUAACGUUAUCUUCAAGACUCGCCGUGUUUGAGAGUCAUUUUACACGGAAAUAUGUAAAUUAAACUUCGGAAUAUAAAAUGUCGAGGGCAAGAAUUAGCCGUCGAAAUGCGGUGGCUUUAUUUCAACUAUUUGCUGUGUGUCUUUUGUGGGAGCGCUCAUUUGCUCAACAGGUGUACAACCUCAGUCUCUCAAUUGAAGAGGGACUACCUGCGAGGACUAUUGUUGGGGAUAUAAGAGCGGGGUUACAGACUCCAAGCAGUGGAUUUUUUAUAUCUGAAAGUAGAGAUUCUUAUGUUUUUAAAGACUUGGAAAUAGAUGCAGACACUGGAAUAAUUUCAACAGCUGUGGUGCUGGACAGGGAGAGCAGAGACCAGUAUGAAUUUGUGGCCGCCACUCUCACAGGUGAUGUGAUUAAGGUAAAAAUAGUGGUUAAAGAUGUAAAUGACCAUUCUCCUGUAUUCUCCACUAAAAAGGUGGAGUUGAAUGUGUCAGAAUUAAGUCCUCCAGGAACUCGCUUUGAGUUUGAGGGGGCUAAAGACAAGGAUGAGGGUGAGUUAGGAACUCGGGGUUACCGCAUCACUGAAAGUGAGAUGGGAAAUAUUUUUAAGGUGAAAUAUCGUGAGGGGGUUGGAAAUCUAUUCAACCUGGACCUCAUCCUCACUGACAAAUUGGACAGAGAAACAAGAGAUUUUUAUUCCCUGACCAUUGAGGCAUUUGAUGGGGGUAUCCCGCCUAAAACUGGGCUACUUCAGGUGUAUAUCCAUGUCUCGGAUGAAAAUGACAACCCACCUGUGUUCAAUCAGACUGAAUACCAAGCUUCUGUGUGGGAGGAUGCUCUGGUAAUGACACCUGUGUGUCAGGUCUACGCCACAGAUCUGGACCUCGGCGACAACGGGCUCGUAACCUACGAGAUCAACCGACGCCAGAGUGACCCGAAUGAAUUCUUUGUCAUCAACGGAACUUCUGGUGUCAUCCAUGUAAACAAACCCUUAGACUUUGAGACACAGCCGUUUCAUGAGUUGAUUGUCAGGGCGAGGGAUAAUGGUGCCCAGCCGGAGUAUAGCAGCACCUUUGUAGCCUUGAGGGUACUAGACAUCAAUGACAACAGCCCCAUUAUCAACGUAUUGUUUCUGAGUGAGACUGGGGAAGCCGAGGUGUCGGAAGGGGCAGGUAUGGGGGAAUACGUUGCGAGGAUAUCAGUCUCUGACCCCGACCUGGGGGAGGUCGGGAGGCUCAGGGUCACCCUCGAAGGUGGCGAAGGGAAGUUCACCCUGAAACAGACUGAUGACUUCCUGUACGCCUUGUGCGUGGAUGGCGAGCUGGACAGGGAGAAAGAGGGGCUGUACGAGUUAAAAGUGGUUGCCUCUGACUUCGGUAGCCCACCAUUGAAGAGUGAAAGCACAUUGGUGGUGAGGGUCACCGACACCAACGAUUGGCGGCCGGUUUUUGACCAGGACAUCUACACUGUGUCUGUAUCUGAAGAUGUACCCCAGGGUAGUUCCCUACUGAGUGUGCAGGCCAGAGACUCAGACGACGGGGUCAACGCAGCCAUCCUCUACUCCAUCCUACAGUCAGACCAAGACCACCUGGUCAACGUCGACCCAGAAUCAGGCCUCAUUACCACAGCAGCCAGGUUGGACCGUGAAAGGGAGACAGAGGUGCGGUUCCUGAUGGUUGCGGUCGACGGGGGGUCACCAGCCAUGUCCUCCACAGCCACCAUCACCGUUAUGGUUGAGGACGUCAAUGACAACGAGCCUGUGUUCCAGCAGCAGCUGUAUAAUGUGUCCAUCCCGGAACACACCCAGAUUGGGAACUGCUUUUUACAGGUUGUGGCCACUGAUGUGGAUGGCAGGGAUUUCGGUACGGUGCGCUACUCCAUCUCUGACGGCUUUGAUAAACAGGACACGCACCCUCUCUUCCAAAUCAACCCAGACUCUGGAGAGCUUUGCAUCUCACAGGAUAUCGACAGGGAUUCAGGCCUGGCGACCUAUGAUUUAUUAGUGAAAGCUGAGGAUCAGGGAGGUUUGAGUGCCCAGACGUAUGUCCACAUCGAGGUGGAUGACUUGAACGACAACCCGCCGGUGUUCAACCCAGAGAAGUACGUGACCAGCGUCAGCAGCCACGCACAGCCCGGCACAGAGGUCCUCAACGUCAUCGCCACUGACAGGGACUCUGGGGACUACGGUCACGUUACCUACCAGAUCCUGGCCGGGGACCUGUCCUCCCUUUUCUCAGUGGAUAAAACUACAGGUGUGGUCUACCUGACCUCCACCCUGACCCACCUUGGCACUGCGAGCAUCAAGCUGGCUAUUACCGCCCAGGACAGUGAGGGUGUGACGUCAGCCCAACCCGCGGAGGUCACGGUGAACGUCCUGCGCAGUGCCCAGGCCCCAGCAGUUUUUCAGAGGUCACGCUAUGCCUUCACCGUGCCUGAGAACGCCCUGCCUGGCACCCCGGUGGGAAUCGUGGAGGCCCUCAACCCUGCCAACUCAGUGGACUCCUUGUCGUACCGCAUCUCGUCGGGCGACCCCCGCGGUCUGUUCUCUGUCCACUCCAGUUCGGGCCUGAUCAGUACCAGCCAUCCGCUGGACCACGAGUCCCAGCCGUAUGCCCUCCUGGUGCUCCAGUGCCAUGCGGGCACCGCCUCGCCCGUCUACAGCAGCACCCAGGUCAACGUCACCAUCGCUGACAUCAACGACAACGCACCUGUUUUCCCCAAAAUGGCAGACACCGUUGCCGUGUCCCAAAGCACGCCUCCCGGAACGGUUCUGUUCAUUGCCCAUGCCCACGAUGCAGACAGUGGCGCAAACGGGAGGGUGCGGUAUUUCCUGUCACGUGGUAGUGAGGGGAGUGUGCCAUUUUAUGUGGAUGCCGACCAGGGUACAGUGUACUUAAACCAAAGCUUUUCUCGGGACCCUCGACCAAAGUACACCUUCGAAAUACUGGCGAAGGACAUGGGUGAACCUUCGCUCACCGCCACGCUGAUGCUCACGGUCAACGUGGCACGCAGUGCCACUGAAGACACCCUGGCCUUCGAGACACUAGUCUACCAGGUGGAAAUGGGCGAGGGCACCCAGAUAGACACCCGGGUCAUCCAGGUGAGGGCGCAUCAAAGCCGAGGAAGCAGCAGCCACCAACAGGGGUCCAACCCCAAUCCAGUCCUCUCCUACUCCCUGGAGCCUGACCCAGACUUUCCCCCUCCACCUCUCCGAGUCCACCCCGCGAGUGGGUGGCUCUUUCUCUCCCAAAACCUUGACUACGAAACAGAGCCCAUGUUUCGCUUCAAAGUCCUCGCCUCUGUUCAAGAUGAAACAACACUAGCUAUGGCUAACACCACCGCUACAACCAAUGUUAUCGUGCUUGUCCUAGAUGAGAAUGACAAUGCACCAGUGUUCACCAGCCUGGCCUACUUCUUCACGGUCCAAGAGGGACCUUCGCCCCAGGGCCUGGUAGGGACGGUGCAGGCGGUGGACCGAGACUCCAGGAAGAACGCGCAGCUGUCCUACAUCCUGCUGUCGGACGGGAAACACUUCCGCAUUAACACCAAAACAGGGGAGAUAAUCAACUGGGUGUCUCUGGACCGGGAGCAGCACGCUGGGCACACCCUGAAGGUGAUGGUGACGGACCAGGGCCAGCCCCGCCUCAAUGCCACUGCCACCGUUCACAUCCUGGUCACCGACAUCAAUGACAACCCACCCCAGUUCACCCACCUGCCCACCUCCGGCAAGGAGCUCAACGUCCAGGUUUGGGCAGGCCUGCCCACAGGCUCAUUGGUGACCACCAUGUUUGCCAAAGACCUCGAUGCAGGAGAAAAUGCAACCGUCAGGUUUUCUCUUACCGCAGAUGAGGAACGGGGCCACUUUGAGAUAGACAGUCAGAGCGGAGACAUACAGAGCACAGAGCUAUUCACCCAGAACGCCAAGACCCAAUACACCCUGACAGUGGUUGCCACCGACAAUGGAGCUGUCCCCCUAGAGGAGACAGCCGUCAUUCACCUCCAGGUUCAAGCUGCAGAGAAACAACACGGCGGCACCCACCUCCAAAGUGUGCGACUCUUCUCCGUGAGGGAGGACACCAAACCCGGCACUGUCAUCGGCUCCGUCCACCUCUCCCCAUCGCCAACAACCAAUAGCAGGCUGCGUUACUCCAUUGCCGAGGGCGACGGGGUCCUUCACUUCGGCCUGGACAGCUCGUCCGGAGACCUGUACCUCAACCAGCCGCUGGACUAUGAGUCUACAUCACGCUACUUUCUGGUUGUACAUGGCGAGGACGCCACCAGACCAGGGACGAACGUAACUGCAUUUGUGAGCGUAGCGGUGGAGGACGUGAACGACCACGUGCCCUGGUUCCCCUGCGAGGUGAUCACGUUGGGGUUGCUGGAGGACGUAGAAGUCGGAACGCGUGUGAUCGCCUUCAAUGCCAAAGAUGGUGACGGGAGCCUGGCCAACAGCGGCCUGCGUUACUCACUGGCCUUUGAUCCUGAGCUGGGCAGAUCAGGAGGGUCAUUGUUGUCCUCCACAACAUCAUCAUUUCCUUUCCGCAUCCACCCACUCACCGGCACUCUCACCACGACAACUCCCCUGGACCGCGAGAGGACCGUGAGCUUCACGUUCAUGGUCACCGCCACCGACCAGGCAGCAAGGGCGGUCGACCGCAAGUUCGCGACUGUGACCGCUCAGGUGUUCCUGCUGGACGUAAAUGACAACCGUCCGGCGUUUGUCUCCCAGGACACGGUCCUCGUGAUGGAGGAUGCAGAGGUGGGGAGCCUGGUGCAUCGUGUGGUGGGCGUGGAUGAUGACGUCGGUGAAAGCGGCCAGGUCACCUAUUGUCUUGUCUCUGGGAACAAGGAAGGGCUCUUUAUUUUGGAGGAGAAAACAGGUCUGCUGUACCUAGCAUCCCCUCUGGACUACGAGCUCCAGACCUCCCACUCCCUGACCAUCCAGGCCUCGGACCAGGGGCUCCCCUCCCUCUCCUCUAUCCAGACCCUGAUGCUGGAGGUAGGGGAUGUGAACGACCAGCCUCCUCUGUUCCAGCAGGACGUCUACACAGCCAGCGUUGCCGAGAACAGAGAGCCUGGGGAGAGCGUGGUCACGGUGUCCGCCACAGACAAGGACUCCGAAGAGAAUGCUGCGGUGUGGUACAGCCUGUUGCCCGGGCCGGGCUACGACUUCUUCUCCAUCGACCCCCAUUCUGGAGAGCUGAGUACCACCUCCCAACUGGACAGGGAGCUGCACCAGCACUUCACCCUCAGAGUCCAGGCUCGGGACAGCGGCGUCCAGCCCCUCUCCAGCACAUCCACGGUGCUAUGCUCGGUGCUGGACGACAACGACAAUGUCCCCGAGUUCAUGCAGGCCUCCUUUCAGCUUAGCCUGCCAGAGAACCUGCCCCCCGGGGUCAUCCACACAUCCCAGGCCUCGGACCCAGACCACGGAGCCAACGGCACCAUCACCUACGCCAUACAGGGCGAGGACUACGGCGGGCGCUUCACCAUCCACGCCACCACUGGCGCCGUCAGCACCAUGCGGGCCCUCGACCGGGAGGAGCGGCCCAGCUACACCCUCUGCAUCCAGGCCAGCGACGGUGGCCAACCCUCCCCCCUCAGCUCCUCAACCCAGCUCCUGGUGCUCCUGCUGGACCAGAACGACAACAGUCCGUCGUUUCACCGCAAGAGUUACCGCGCUUCCUUGGCUGAGGGGCUCCCCGCAGGGGCCGAAGUGCUGCGUCUGGAGGCCCGAGACCCGGACCAGGGUCCCAACGGCGAGGUGACAUUCUCUCUGGCCGAGGACACCCUGGGGGCCUUCUCGGUAGAGCCCACCACGGGGGUAAUUCGGACCACCCGGCCCUUGGACAGGGAGAGCCGUGCUCAGUACACCUUCAGGGCCGUGGCCACCGACGGCUGUGCCAGAGGUCCACGGAGCUCCGCCACCGCGGUUACCGUGCAGGUGGAGGACACCAACGACAACGCGCCUGUCUGCACGGAGAACCCCAUUGUCGGCUGGGUCACAGUGGAGACGAUCCCAAACAAGAUUGUCGCCACGGUGACGGCAGUGGAUGGUGACCGUGGUGAGAACGGGACUGUGUGGUUUAGCUUGGUGGAAAACAACCCUUUUUUCACCAUCAACGGUAAAUCGGGAGACAUACGAUUGAAUGGUUCCAUUAGUCAGAGUUUCUUGGGUGCUAACCUGCAGGUGUUGGCUGCAGACCAGGGGAGGCCAGCUCUCACCUCUACCUGCCUGGUCAUUAUUCACGUGAAGGGAGAGGACGAGCCACUGCACUUCACUGAGACGCUCUACGAAGCAGUUGUGGUGGAAAACAGCAAAACUGGCGCGUGGGUGGGAAACGUGGUGGCUCACGACCAGACCGACGACAGACGGAGAAUCGAGUACAGCAUUUUCAACGGCAACGAGAACGGCGCCUUUGCCAUCAACCGACACACGGGUGACAUCACAGUGUGGGACCAGGCCAGUCUAGACUACGAGGCCAACCGGAGGGUCCACCUGGUGGUGCUGGCUGACGGUGGCCCCAUGCGCACAGCCCACUGCCGGGUCACCGUCAUGCUGCAGGACGUCAACGACAAUGCGCCGGCCUUUGAGCAGGGCCACUACCGCACGGCCGUGUGGGAAGGCCAGGUACACAACACCUACGUCAUGCAGGUGUUUGCCUCUGAUGCGGACAGCGGUGUGAAUGGUCAGAUUGAUUACUCCAUCUUGUCUGGUAACCAAAAUGAGGCGUUCAUCAUCGACUCUGUGCUUGGGAUCCUUGCCACCAACACUGUUCUAGACCGGGAAAUCACUUCCUCUUACAAGUUGGUACUGCAGGCGUCAGACAGGGGUAGCCCUCCCCUUAGCAGCAUCACCAUCGUCCGGGUCCAAGUGGUGGACAUCAACGACAACAGUCCCGCUAUUCCCCCCAUGGAGCCUGUGGUCAUGGCAGAGAACCUCCCAGUGGGCUACAUGGUGACCCAGGUAAGCGCCAACGAUGUGGACCUCAGCUCCACCGUGACCUUCAGUUUUUUGGACAAUGCCAGCACUGCCGGGAGCUUUGCCAUUGACCGCUACACGGGCGUGGUGACCUUGACACAGAUGCUUGACCAUGAGGAACAGACGACGCACAGGCUGGUGGUGUGGGCCUCGGACUCCCUCCACCAGACCACGGCCGAGGUCCUGGUUCAAGUGCUGGAUGUAAACGACAACGUGCCCGUCUUCUCACAGGACUCCUACCAGGUGAAGUUGCCAGAACUGUCUCCUGCCAACAUGUUGAUCCUGACUGUGGCAGCCACGGACCGAGACUCUGGGCUUAACGGCAAACUCGGCUACAGACUCCUCUCGUCACCUCUACACGGCUUCUACAUACACCCAGACAACGGGUCGGUGUUCACCAACAAGCCCUUGAAGUAUGUCACCAACGGUAACGUGAUCCAGCUCCUGGUGGAGGCCAGAGACUGGGGUGACCCAGUCCGCUCUACAGUCACCUCCGUGGACAUUGUGGUCCUGGAUGCCAAUGACCACACCCCGCUCUUCCAGCAUGACGCUUACACGGUCAGCCCGCUUGAGGAUACCCCCGUCGGCACCACCUUGAUGACCCUCUGGGCAGAGGACCUGGACUGGGAGUACGAAAACACCCACCUGGACUUUGUCAUUGCCAGUGGCAACGAGGACAGGAGGUUCUGUAUAGAGGUAGGUGUGGUUGAAACAGAGAGCCAGCAGAGGACUGCUGGGAGUCUGGUUCUGUGCCAACUCCUGGACCGUGAAACCACUGAGGGCUACAUCUUGACAGUGAUAGUUUCUGACCGUGGCUCGCCUCCGCUCAACAGCUCGGCGGUCGUGGUGGUGACCGUAGCGGAUGUCAACGACAACGUGCCGGCUUUUGUCAGCACAGAGUACCAUGCUCAGGCCAGCGAGAGCAGCCCAGCAGGGACCAGGUUGGUUCAGGUGACCGCCCAGGACCCUGACUGCGGAACCAACGGUCUGGUCCGGUACGACAUCAUCUCAGGCAACAGCAAGGGUCACCUCAGGUUAGACCCCCACACCGGCGCCCUGGAGGUCAACCACAGUCUUGACUACGAGGAAGACUCCAAGUACGCAUUGACUGUCCAGGCUUCCGACGGGGGCGAACCCGGAAACCGUAAAGUAGCUUUCACCGUGGUCUUUGUUAUGGUGUUGGACGAGAAUGACAACUCACCCUACUUUAUCUUCCCCGUAGUCAACUGCUCGGUGCCGGAGAACCUUCCUGCCUUCACCCCCACCUGUUCAGUCCAUGCUAUCGACCAAGACGCUGGGCCCUAUGGCCAGCUCACCUACUCCAUCAUGUCCUCCUGCUUCAUGGACUACGGCAGUGGCAGCCCUGACAGGAAGGAGGCCUUUGCCAUUGACAGCCUCACUGGGGACAUCCACACCCGGCAAACCUUUGACUUCGAGCGGGAGAGCGACUACUGCUUCAUAGUGGAGGCCAGGGACAAAGGCGAACAGGCGGCCACCGUGCGGGUCCAGGUGGCCAUCGGAGGGGCAGACGAAUUCAGUCCUGUCUUCACCCAGAGGCAGUACAGUUUCAUUCUCCCAGAGAACGCCAAGGCGGGGCAGACGGUUGGUCAUGUUAUGGCCAUGGACCAUGACGGAGGCCUGGAUGGCAUGGUGGAGUACUCCCUUGUCAACCCCUCACAGUUGUUCUCCAUCAACAAAACAACAGGCGCAGUGUUCGUCUCGGGCCCAGUGUACCGCAAGAGAGGAAGUUUUUCCAACGAAGACAUGGUGGAGCUCUUGGUGACAGCCGGCAGUCCCAGAAUGGACUCCAGGUCCACCACCAGCCUGGUAACAGUCAAUAUCUCCAAUUCGGCUGAAGCUCUGGUCGGGGUGGCCCUUGGUGUCCAGACAGUCACUCUGGGCGUGUCGCUGGCCAUCUUCCUUCUCCUACUCGUCAGUUUCGUGGCCCUUGUUCUGAGGUACAAGACCAAAGAGGCCGCCAUCAAGAAGGCCGCUGCCCUCGCAGCCAACCUAAACACCGGCACGUUCGGCAGGACCGGCGGUGCCCAACAGCACAACUGCAUCGGCUUGCGGGAGCUGAGGGCGCCCAUCACCAUCCGAGUGAAGAGGGAGAUAUCCCUCCCUAUCCGGAACUCUGACUCAAGCGGCCGCGGCUCUGCAGAAGGUGAGACGGCUGAGGACCAUGAGAUCAAGAUGAUCAAUGAGUACCCGUGCCGCAAGAGGGCCGACUCGGCUAAGAGCAGAAGGGUCCCUGACUCUGGCUUGCCCAAGGACUCGGACCAGCUUUCCUGCCAUUCAGAGGAUGGAAACCCAGGAACGGUCGUAACCACGUUCUCCAGCACAUGUCUGGCCACAGGGAUGCAGAGCUCCGAGAGCCUCCACACCUUCAAAGAGGAGGGAGGGGAGGGGAUGCUACUGCGGGUCAGGGUGAGAGACAUGGAGGAGAGCAUGAGGGGCUACGUCCCUCUCUCGGAUAGCCAGGCCUCAGUAGACGGCUCCUUCAGCUCGCUGUUGUGUCCGGAGGAGCAGCUCCGGGGCAGCUAUGGCUGGGACUACCUGCUGGACUGGGAGCCGCGCUACCACACGCUGGCCUCAGUCUUCACCGACAUCAGCCUGCUGCCCGACGAGGACCUCCAGGGGGGCCACGAGGGCCUGGCGUCCGAAGCCUGCUGUCUCAUGCAUCCACCACCACUCAUCACGGGCGUGGCGCAGCCAGGCCUCAGAGCCGUGCCACCCCGGAUGCCCCUGAGCAGCAUGCACACCCUGACCCGGAGGCCCUCCUACCCCAAGUAUGCCUACGCGCCCCUGACCAGGAACACAGGGCUCACCCCGUCUGCCAUGACGCCCAGUUUCUCUCCCUCGCUGUCGGUGCUCACGCUGCGGACCCCCAACGCCUCCCCGGUGGUCUCAGAGACUGGGCUGGGGGUCUUCAGGCUAGACGCUGGCAGCCUCCUGGAGGGAGAAAUACAGGUGUAGACUUGCGGACCUUUUGAUAUUGACUUUGAAAAAUAUUGUAUGAUAGAUGCCAAAUACUAGCAUUAAAUAAUUUGGUUCUCAAGCUUAUUUUAAAUCUGAUUUUAACAUCACUAUUCAAUGAGUUUCUUCAAUUAGUUUCUCAACAUAAAGGAUCUACAAAUCAAUAUUGGCUCAUGUUGAACAUUUGGACAAUAUUCUGUUGAUCUGUUCAUCUGGCACAUCUAUUAGUAAGGACAUUAUACAAUGCAGAUGCAUGGGUGAAAUCAGACAUUUAUUAAAUGUCUUUGUACAAUGAAUGAUUUGCAUUGUGGUGCAUUUAAUAUUUUCAUAACUUGCUUUUGUAAUAAAGUUAUGUAUGCAAAAGCCUGAAGUCUGGUUUGCAUUGCAAUAGCACAACGCAGCACUCUGUACACGAGUGGAUGUUUGAAUCCACAAUUAAUGAACAAAUGUAUGGUCGUAAAAAUGUUUGCAUGCUAGAGACAAUGAAAUGCAUUUUUAUUUCAGUUGGCUAUAGCUUUUUGACUUGGCAAGUAUGCUUGUUGUUCUGUAAUUUAAUUAUGUCAGAGUACCAUGAGCCCAUAUUCUGUGAACUACUACAUUUCAAAUACCUACAGUAUUUGAAAUGUCAUUAACAGCUGUACAAAGAGCCGGUGCAGUUGGUGUGGGACCAGUCUUUUGAUAUUGAUGUGUGCGCUGGUUGUGUACUAUAGAUACUAACGGCAGUUUUGUGUGUAACAUUUCAAAAUGAAAAGUGUUUUCUCUCAAUUGUAAAAUGUAUAUAAGCAAAGGUCAGUUUAAGUGGGUAAAACAAUGUCCUGCUAUCUUUUAGCUCUAUGGGGCAGUUCUAACUAACUUGAACAACAAUUAGUGUACGAUUCAAUUCCACAAAGGUUUGUGACUUUCUCUUCAUUCAUUUUCAUCGUUGAACUGAUUUGUUAAUGUGGUUCAUAAAUUAAACAAUUCCAAUG